Molecule: messenger RNA, 496 nt
Organism: Darwinula stevensoni
Lineage: Eukaryota; Metazoa; Arthropoda; Ostracoda; Podocopida; Darwinulidae
Source: the annotation of a GenBank genome assembly
AUGACGAAAAAAGGAGGAUAUGGAGGAAUCCGUUUCUUGAGCGAAGAGGACGACCUGUUACCGCUUCAACACCAGCCACCAGGUGUUGGUCGCCCUGGUUGCCCACUUCAUGGCUCAUAUUCAAGGUCCAUCCAGAAGCUCCAGGAAAAGCUUGGACCACUUCUGGAUCGUCUCGGUCAGGUUGAGGCGGAGUUGCACUCUGUAAAUAAGGAGGGAGAACAGAGCUCUGCUUGUCUGAGUCAAAGCGAUGCCGAGCCACUCGGCAAAGCAAGACAUCCUGACUGCUCAGCCCAGUGGUUCAAUAACCCAAGGGAGUCCCUGAGGUCCAUGUUGGGGAGCAACUCCAAGUGGCAGCUGGUGACACUGCUUGUAGUCGUUGGCCUUAUCUCCCUGGCAGGCUGUGUAGUCUACAGCAUGGUCGGGGCCUGAGCUGUGACGUCGCUUCCCUGCGCUGCAUCAUUGAAAAAUAGUUCCCUCCAUCGUGGUUUCUCGUGGG